AAAGAUAAACAGCAUGCUCGUGUCGUGAUCCUCGUCCAUACAAAAACCAAACACGUUUAACGUUCAAUAAAUUAGAAAAGCCUGCGGUGUAUUACCAAUUAUACUUGGUAAAUGAUUCUUGAAGUAUAAGAGAAUACGCGCAUUGAAUCUAAAUGCAGAAAACAGGACUCAAAAAACGACCGACGGUGAAAACCGUGUCGGACAAAAUCCACGAGCAGAUUGCCGCCAAGGUCGCCGUAAAUGCCGAUGAUUCGGAGGAUGAGGAAACGCGGCCCCGGUUCAGUGAGUUUGACGAAAACGAUGAAAUCCUGCAGAAAGCAGCUAAUCGAGGUUUGAGUGAUAUUCGGAAGAAGAACAUUAAACUUUUGGAUACCGUCGAUCGUAAGUAUCGAGGGCUGGUAUCUUGUCGGGAUGAUGUGUUUACCGGCGAGAAAGACGGUGGGGAAAGUGAACUAAGCGAUUCGGAAGACGAUGGGCAGCAGCCGGGUGCCUUUGUGAGGUUAAGACCUUCAAAUGAUGAUUCUUAUUCGGAUGAUGGCGAGGAAGAUGAUGGAUCCGAUAGCCAGGAAGUAGACGAGUUCAAUGAUGAUGAGGAAGAUGAUGAAGAUAAUUUUUCUCUUGGGGACUUUCUGGGGCAAAGCACAGCAGAUACACAGAAGCUACUCCAAGAAGAGAACCAACAGGAAGUAGUCCAGAAGGGAAUCUGCGUACAAAAUCAGCUCAAAAUGUGGGAACGAUUGCUGGAAAUCCGUAUCAAAAUGCAACCGAGUUUGAUAACUGCUAAUUCUCUUCCACACGAGGAUAAGUAUAACGGUCUCUGUAAGGAUAGCAAAUUUAAGGAAGCGGCAGAUAAGAUAGUUCAAACUGUUGAGUCCACUUUGACAAAUUUGUUGGUGCUGCAAGAAACCUUGGCACAACGAUUUUCAGAAACAAAGGAUUUACUUAAAACAGGAACAAAACGAAAACGAAACGACGAGUCCGGAACAAAAUCCAAGAGUCAACGUUUGAGUAACUUUGAAACGACGAUAAACGCCAACUUCACGAGUUACAAACCCUACAGAAAUGACGUGAUUCAAAAGUGGUACGAUCGAACCAAAGCGUCCAGUAAUAUAAAAAAUGCUCAGCAAUCCCUUAACAUCAUUAAGAAGAUUGAGAACGGUAUGCUGGCAAAGGAUGACCUGAUUCGAAAGUCCCAGCUCUACAGGGGCGGUUACGAGCUAUUUGAAAAAUCUGCUCUUCAAAUCAGUAAGUUUCAUGCUGAAUCAGAGGACGCACCGGAUCCAGUCUACAACGAAGAAAUUUUCGAUGAUUCUGAUUUUUACCAUGCACUGUUGCGCGAGCUGAUUGAAUAUAAGUCCAAUACCGUGGAUAACCCACAGGAAAUCAGUGCCAAGUUGGCAGAGUUGCAGAAGCUUAGAAGCAAGAUGAAGAAACAGGUGGAUACGAGGGCUUCCAAGGGAAGGAAGAUAAGAUAUGUGGUUCAUAAAAAGCUGGUUAAUUUCACCGCACCAGAAAGCAGCCACGAAUGGACGGAAGAAGCAAAAAAUGAACUAUUCAGUUCAUUGUUUGGAGGAAGUAAUGGUACACUGAAAGGAUAAGAGUAUAUUGUUUAUCCGAUUGUAGGUAAAAGUUUUCCAAAAUAAAAUUGUUUAUAAUUUA
Molecule: messenger RNA, 1659 nt
Organism: Topomyia yanbarensis
Lineage: Eukaryota; Metazoa; Arthropoda; Insecta; Diptera; Culicidae
Gene: Aatf
Product: protein Aatf
Exons: 2
Coding region: 153-1598 (481 amino acids)
Biological process (GO): regulation of transcription by RNA polymerase II
Cellular component (GO): nucleus; nucleolus
Source: RefSeq, a predicted model, not a curated record